This is a messenger RNA of Drosophila ananassae, 2194 nucleotides long. RefSeq names its product arginine/serine-rich coiled-coil protein 2. The transcript has 4 exons. Bases 93 to 2000 code for a protein of 635 amino acids. Lineage: Eukaryota; Metazoa; Arthropoda; Insecta; Diptera; Drosophilidae. The record is from RefSeq and is a predicted model, not a curated record.
CGAGAAAAAAUAAAUAUUUUGGACCAUCUCAAGGCUCGGGCAAUUUAUUAAAAUUUUUUUUCGGCCCCGGACGCAUUUUGUCGUCUAAAAAAAUGGAGGCGCUGGUCAAUUACAGUAGCGAGGAGGACCAGGAUGAGGCUGGCUACCAAAUUCGGGCACCACAGCAACAGCAACUGCAACUGCAACAGCAACAGCAACUGAAAAGGGCCAAAAAGAACAACAACAAUGACGUGAGCAGCGAUGCUGAUGGCGAUGCCAGCAUAGAGAGUAGCCCGCGUCAAAAAUUUACAAAUUUUGGAUAUAAAAAACAGCAACAACAGCAACUACAAAAUAUCCAACACCAUCAACACCAUCAACAACAACAAGAACAACAUGAAAAAUCCCUGCAAAAUCAACAGUACCGCAACAAUAACAAUUCUCCACUGCUGACGACGUCACAGUCCCAGUCCCAAUCCCAAUCGCAAUCGCAAUUACAAUUACAAUUGCAGUUGCAUCAACAUCACAGGAGCAGCAGCAGUUGCAGCAGCCGCAUCCGUAUAGAUGAGGACUCCCAUCCCAGUCGCCCGCGCCAGGAGCGUGACAGAGACCGCGAACGAGACCGGGACAGGGAUAGAGAACGGGACAGAGACAGGGAGCGUGAUCGGGACAGGGAUCGAGACCGAGAUCGAGACCGAGACCGAGACCGAGACCGGGAUCGAGAGCGGGAGCGGGAACGCGACAGAGAUCGUGAGCGGGAAAAGCGAGAUCUGGAACGCAGUCGUGACCGGGAACACAAUAAGAGUGACCAUCGCCAUUAUCGAACCAAAGAGAGCAGCAGCAACAGCGGCCACAGAGAGCGAGAGCGUGAGCGCGGCGACCGCGACAGGGAACGGGAACGGGAUCGUGAUCGGGAACGUGAUCGCGAGCGCGAUCGGGACCGUGAUCGGGACCGCGAUCGCCGUCGGUCGGACAAAAGCAGUCGCCAUCAUCACAGCGGCAAGGACAAGGAGCAGCGCAAGGAACAUCAUCACAACCACGAUCGCAGUCGCCGGCGUCGUGGCGACUCCCGUUCGCGAUCUGGUUCUCGUUCCCGCUCGGCCAAUGAUACGCCCCCCGCCUCCCGUCGCCGCCAUUACCGCUCCAGAUCUCCCAGGGAGGAACAACAGUCUGCCGGAACGCACCGUGGCAGCGGUGGUGCUCACCUGCAGAGCAGUGGCGGUGUCACUGGCAGUAGUUCGUCGUCAGUGGCUGCAGUGGCUCUGGCAGCCGCCAAUGCAGCGGUUGCUGCCAUGACAUCGGGCUCAUCGACCGGAGCAGCGGUCGGAGGUGGUGGACUGUUGGCCGGAGGGGGUGGUGGUGGUGGUGGGCUAGGAGCGGCCCCAGCUGGCGGCGGUGGACUUUUGCCAACGCCCAACUACGCCCCCAAAAUACCCUCGCUAAUGUCCCUCGAGCUGAGCACUCCGCAGUCGGCCUUGGAAUCCCCGAUCCAGUUGCCCAGCUACUAUAAUCCCGGAAUCAUAAACGCCAAUCGCUAUGCCGAGCAGCAGCAGAAGCGCAAGCUGCUAUGGGGCUCCAAGAAGAACGAGGACUCGGCCAACAAGUGGGGCAAUGCUCACUUCUCCCAGGACUCUGACGGCAAGGUUGCCUCGAAGUUUAUGCGGCUGAUGGGCAUCAAGCACGCCCCCGCCUCCAUGGGCGGCGAGGCUGAGGCUCACGCCCAGGAAGCUGGUGGCAGUGAGGGCGCAGGCAGCAACGGCAGUGCAACCGCUGAGGGUGCAGGAGCAGUGGCCGGAUGUGCUGGACCGCCUGGAGGUGGAGCAGGAGGAGGAGGAGGAGGUGGUGCAGGAGGAGGAGCUGUAGCAGGAGCUGGAGCAGGCGCGCCGACAAAUGUUCCGGCGGAUGUUCAGCUGCGACAACGCAUGUUCUCCAACAUGGAGCAGCAGUACGAGAUGGCGCGAGCGGCCACGCACACGAUGCGUGGCGUAGGUCUAGGUUUCGGCUCCCAGCCACGCACUUUCUAAAGGGGGAUAAGGCCGGAGCAGAAGCAGGAGGAUCAGGCAGGCUGGAGCAGUGCAAGCUCCACGCAAACAGGCUGUAAAUACAAUGCCACCACUCAACUCAUUAGUCAUGUCAAGCUGUUGCCCUUCAUCCCUCAAAGUUUUGUUUGUGUUGAGCAAAUGUUUUUUGAUUUCCAAUAAACGUUGCAUGAGAAGAA